Lucilia sericata (common green bottle fly) is the source of this 808-nucleotide messenger RNA. Its product is annotated as lectin subunit alpha-like. Bases 101 to 640 code for a protein of 179 amino acids. Gene Ontology annotation, biological process: biological process involved in interspecies interaction between organisms. The transcript has 3 exons. Gene Ontology annotation, molecular function: carbohydrate binding. The record is from RefSeq and is a predicted model, not a curated record. Gene Ontology annotation, cellular component: external side of plasma membrane. Lineage: Eukaryota; Metazoa; Arthropoda; Insecta; Diptera; Calliphoridae.
GUUUUGGGGUAAUUUACAUUUUUUUAUAUGCUGCAGAUUAAAUCCUAAAAAGUACAAUAAACAAAUCUACAUUUAAUUUAGUAUAAACCUUAACAUUAAAAUGAAAAGACUCGUCAUAAAUCUGGCAUUAAUAUGCUUCCUAAUGGAAACUAUUUCCACAAAAUUGGUGGGAGAAAAAUUGUACAAAACGGAAAAUAAUAAAAUGUAUUAUAUUGAAGAAAAUUAUAAGUAUUCCUGGUAUGAGGCUUUACUGCAAUGUUCUUUGAAGAAAAUGUCUUUAGUAACAUUAGAAACUCUGGAGGAGCACGAUGCUAUAGCGAAAAUUUUAAAAGAAGACAAUUUUGGCCACCAAGGUCCUCAUUUGUGGAUUGGUGCAGUGGGUGGCAAUCGUCUGUUUUCUUGGGUCUCAAAUAGCCAACCAGUCUUCACUAACAAAUGGAUCCCCGGUAAUCCAGAUAAUUAUCUCCAAGAAGAGAAUUGUUUACAUUUUUGGGAAAAUACAACGGAAUUAAAUGAUCGUAAAUGUGAUUAUAAAUAUGGUUUUAUAUGUGAAGAAACCGUAAGUAGGGAGGAGGUGGCGAUUAAUCACGAAAAAUAUAAGAGUGUUGCAUUAAGUAUUGUUAUUAAUAAUGAUAAGUAAAAGUAUUUGGGUUCAAGUUUGAUCAUUCGAAAGAGAUCGAAAUCUCAAUAGAAUUUAUAUGGAAAUGGAAAUUUCUUUCGAAUGCUUUCGACUGUCCCUUCAUUUCUAUCCUAAAAUCAAGAAGACGGAAUCGCUUAAUAAAGUUAGUUUCUUAAGAAUUUUAUAAAA